Molecule: messenger RNA, 2192 nt
Organism: Rhineura floridana
Lineage: Eukaryota; Metazoa; Chordata; Lepidosauria; Squamata; Rhineuridae
Gene: AAAS
Product: aladin WD repeat nucleoporin
Exons: 17
Coding region: 281-1897 (538 amino acids)
Biological process (GO): nucleocytoplasmic transport
Cellular component (GO): nuclear pore
Molecular function (GO): protein binding
Source: RefSeq, a predicted model, not a curated record
UGGCGAGGCAACAGUCUUCAGCGCACAGCGGCCUCGCGAAUCAGGAUUCAGGCUGCGCGCGCCGCGGCAGGUCGAGGCGUUCGCUUGUUAGUCUAUUAUGGUCCCACGCGUUUUCCGUUGUUGUUGUCUGAACGGUGCCCGGGAAAAGCCAAAGUUGGUUAAAACGGGCUACGAGGACGCCACACCCUUCACGCACAUGCGACGCUGGUUUCUCCACACUAAAGCUUGAGCUGCUGUUUGGUACCGUUCGUGACCCGGCUCCUUUCUAGCAGCUAGGAGGAUGUGUUCCCUAGCACUCUUUCCACCCCCGCCACCUCCGGGAGACAUCACCCUUUAUGAAUUUAAUAAUGUUCUGGUUUCCAGCCGCAGCUAUGAGAAGCUUCCGCUUUCUUUCCAAGCACAGCUAGAGGAUCUGCCUGUCCUGGCCAUCCCCAAGGAAACUCUGAAAGCUCACAGCCGACUGGAGCACAGCACCAAGCCUGCCUUCAUUCAUCAUCGCGAGUCACUGUGGAAGAGGUGCAUCAAUGCCUGGCGUGACAUUGGAGUUGCCGGAGUGCUUGAAGAGCUUGCAAAUGCAGAGAAGGAAGAUGGCUUGGACCAGGGGACAGAUGAGCAGCCUUGGACAGAUUCUGCAAAGGAGCUAGCUCUCCGAUGGAUGAAAGCAGGAUCCCGCUAUACGUUAGCAUUCUGCUGUUGGAUUUCCUCUCUCCAUGGCUCCUUCUUUCCCCACUUGUCGCUGCAAAGUGAAGACAUGAUAGCACAAUUCUCCCAGGCUGUGGAUUGGGCAGGCUGCUCCCUCCGAGCCUUUGCCUGGCAUCCCCACACCAGCAAAUUUGCAGUGGCCCUGCUGGAUGACUCCAUCCGCGUUUACAAUACAAACAGUGCCACAGUCCCAAUCCUGAAGCAUCGCUUACAGAGGAACGUGGCAUCAAUGGCAUGGAAGCCACUGUGCGCAUCUAUUCUUGCAGUAGCGUGCCACGGCUGUGUGCUGGUUUGGCAUCUGGAUCCCACUUCACUUUCCACCAGGCCUUCAUCAGGCUGUGCCCAGGUGCUCAGCCACCCUGGUCACAGCCCUGUUACCAGUCUGGCGUGGGCACCCAGUGGAGGGCUGCUCCUCUCAGCUUCACCUGUUGAUACUGCCAUGCUUGUAUGGGAUGUAUCUACAGAAAACUGUAUCCAGUUGCAGUGGUUUGGAGGAGGUGGGGUCACAUACCUGGCGUGGUCACCUGAUGGCAGCAAAGUAUUAGCAGCUACACCUUCAGCAGUCUUCAGGGUAUGGGAGGUUCAAAUGUGGACUUAUGAGAAGUGGCCGACCAUCAAAGGUCCUUGUCGGACUGGCUGCUGGAGUCCGGAUGGCAGUCGUUUGCUCUUCACAGUCCAGGGGGAAUCGGUGAUAUAUUCUUUGUCUUUCUUGGAAUACAGUGGGGAACAGCAAGGGCAUGUUGGUGGGUCAAAAACAGCUUCUAUCGUGGCAGAUCUCUCAGAAACCACCUUUGAGACCCUAUAUGGAGAAGAGAGGAUUGGAGGGGAAGUGCUGUCGAUGGUUUGGGACCCAAGUGGAGAGAGGCUUGCAGUUGUCAUCAAAGGAAACUGUGAUGCUCCCAACUGCAAGAUCACCAUCGCAGUGUUUCGUACGCGCAACAGCCCCGUGUUUGAGCUCUUGCCAUGUGGUUUCGUAAAGGGAGAAGAUGGUGCUCAGCCACAGCUAGUUGCUUUCUGCCCCUGCUUUAAGAAGGGAGCCCUUCUGACAGUGUGCUGGUCAACAGGACGGGUCAGCCACAUUCCCUUCUUUUUUGUCAUUGUCCAGUUUCCUUCUUUUAGCCCCGGGCAAAGCCCCCUCAUGCCCUUGAGCAGUAGGAGCAGCGCCCGGGAGCAUCCGCUGUUUUCUGAACUCUAAGGAUCAGCACACUGGCCUAGCCCUUGAAAGGACUCCAACUGCUCUGCCUCCCUGCCAGUCUUUGUCACUUUGGGACCCUGGAGAUAUCUGACACACUGUGAAGGUUGCUUCUGUCCAAGCCCAACUUUGGGGAGUGCAUCUUUCUGUCUGAUGCACUUGGGGGCUGGAUCACCUGGCCUGCUGUCUACCUGUAGGCUAUCCACAAACAGUCUCCAAAGCCCAAAGAAUUCCUGCCUAAGACGGACAACUGUGUAGUUCUGCAUUUGAGGCCGAAAAUAAAAACAACAAAGGGUGA